UCUUCUUCGGUUGUGACGUUGGACGACACGUAGUCCGAUACCGGCAUGGACCUCGAGGACGCUUUCCAGGUGGUCGGUGAGUUCGGACGGUACCAGAAGAGGGCGGUGACGCUGCUGGUUCUGACGCAGGUCUACAUGGCGUGUCAGUCCAUGCUGAUGGUUCUGGUCGGGUCCACACCAGAGUACCGGGUGGAGCCUCAGGACGACACCUCGUCCCAACACGUCACUUUCACCGAGGACGUGGACUCCAUCGUGACGGAGUGGUUGCUGGUCAAACAGCAGGCGUAUAAAGUCAGUCUUGCAGGAUCGCUGUUCUUCGCUGGUCUGCUGGUGGGAAACGUGGUGUUUGGGCCGCUCUCUGAUAAAGUCGGCAGGAGACCAGUUUAUUUGACGGGUCUGUUUUUUGAGGUGGUCUUUGGUUACGUGACGGCGUUGGCUCCCAACUACGAGGUCUUCGCCGCGUCUCGUCUGCUGGUGGGUCUGAUGAACGGCGGCAUCGGCCUGGUCUGCUUCGUCCUCACUCAGGAGUACGUGGGGAAGUCCUACUGGGCCAUGACAGGGACGUUGACCAGCAUGACCUUUGCUGUGGGCAUCGCUCUGUUUGGAGCUCUGGGUUAUUUCAUCCGGCCAUGGAGGAGCCUGGUGUCUGUGGCCAACUCAUCAGGCGUCGUCUUCUUCCUGCUGUCAGUGUGAGUUUAUCAACAGCCCACAUAGCCCAGUCGC
Molecule: messenger RNA, 723 nt
Organism: Solea senegalensis (Senegalese sole)
Lineage: Eukaryota; Metazoa; Chordata; Actinopteri; Pleuronectiformes; Soleidae
Gene: slc22a15
Product: solute carrier family 22 member 15
Exons: 5
Coding region: 46-693 (215 amino acids)
Biological process (GO): transmembrane transport
Molecular function (GO): transmembrane transporter activity
Source: RefSeq, a predicted model, not a curated record